Messenger RNA from Leishmania major strain Friedlin, 1602 nucleotides. Its product is annotated as putative histone deacetylase. The record is from RefSeq and is a predicted model, not a curated record. Bases 1 to 1602 code for a protein of 533 amino acids. NCBI's taxonomy places the organism in Eukaryota, Euglenozoa, Kinetoplastea, Trypanosomatida, Trypanosomatidae. The transcript has a single exon.
AUGGACAAAGGCGUGUACUAUAUCACAGGGGGCGUUUGUACUGAUGGAGAGGGCAGCGAUACAUCAUCACAAAGCCCCACAGCCGCUCUUGUGAGUGGCACGGCAUGUGGGGCGGCACCGCAACCUCCCGACAUCACCGUGGGGUGGUGUUUCGACGCGCGCAUGCUGCUACAUCGCUCUGACAUGAACCGCUCCCCUGAGACACCACACCGUCUGCAACGCGCAAUCGAGACACUUCAGGGCUGCGAGCGCGCACUCGACGUUCUGCCUGUCGAGCUGCUGGCUCCCUUUACGGUGCACAAGGAUAGCAGCUCAGGUUCGGACUUGGGCCGAGCUGUGCCACUGAUCAGCGCAGCCAACCGCUCGCAAUGGAUACCUGCACGACUCGCCACCUAUGACGAGGUUUGCUCCUUCCAAGAUCCGCAAGUCUACGAACAUUUUUUGAAGAGUGGGGCGGCUCUGGCGGACUUGAAAAGCGACGUUUACUGCAACGAGGGGACAAGUAGCGUAGCUGUCCGACUCUCGGCAGGCGCCGUGAUCGAUGCUAGCGUCGCCGCGCUUCGCGGUGUGGCGGCUUCCCGCUCCGGCACAGCCUCCAGCGCUGCCGGGUGUGUGCACCCCCUCGUGUCAUUUUGUCUUGUGCGGCCGCCGGGGCAUCAUUGCACGGCUUCACAGCCGAGCGGAUUUUGCCUGGUCAACAAUGUCGCCAUCGCAGCUCAGCAACUGCGCAUUCGGCACGCAUCAGCGUUGGCCUCUGGCCCUCCGCGCAUCGCUAUUCUCGAUCUGGACGUCCACUUCGGCGAGGGAACCGCUUCUUUUGUUGAGGGUGCCUGCGACCCCGCCUCGCUACUGUAUCUGUCGCUCCACCGCUACGAUAAAAGGCAGUUCUAUCCAUUUGACGGCCGCGGCGACACGGCUUACGUGGGAGGGAGCCGACACGCCGCCUCCAAAGGCAGCAUCUGUAAUGUGGCCGUGCACACCAACGGGCAACAGCCGGCACGAUGCGAGCAGGUCAUCUCCGACCACCUAAUGAACUCUGUUUUGGAGGAGAUUUUCUUGCCCCGGCUGGCUAAGUUCGGGCCGGACCUAGUCAUGGUGUCACUGGGGUUCGAUGCUGCCUAUGGCGAUCCAUUGGGCAAGAUGGCCGUCGAGGGUGGGUUUGCCUCGGUCCUGUCGCGGCUGAAGGGGUGGUGCCUGCAUGACGGACGGACAGCGGGGUUGGUCGUUGUUCUGGAGGGCGGCUACAACCCGGAGGCGGUUGCGCAAGGGGUGCUCUCGGUUGCCCUUGCCUUGAGCCUUCCUCGCACCGAUCCUUUGCUGCAACGAUUUCUUGAGGAAAAGUCACCGAAGGUCUGGGCAGACCUGCGGCAACGGCAGGAGCGGCGUCAUCGCGAGUGGGAGCAGCUGCGAGAGGAGCGGGCAGAGGAGGAUCUCGGAGCCGCACCUAGCGGCCGGGGCUCUGAAUUGAAGCCGGCUGCAUCGGAUGAGCCAGAGCAGGUUCAAGAAGACACGCUGCUUCUGGAUCGUCACAAGCGCUGGUGUGCCGCACUGGUAGCCAAGGUUCAGCAAAUACACCGGGAAGCCAUGACACGUGAGCACUAG